Messenger RNA from Archocentrus centrarchus (flier cichlid), 2239 nucleotides. Its product is annotated as inactive phospholipase D5-like. NCBI's taxonomy places the organism in Eukaryota, Metazoa, Chordata, Actinopteri, Cichliformes, Cichlidae. Gene Ontology annotation, molecular function: catalytic activity. The record is from RefSeq and is a predicted model, not a curated record.
UAUGUGUGUGAGUGUGCAUGUACUUCAGAGCAUCCCUGCACCCCAGCAGACAGCAGCAGCAGCGGGUCAUCAAUGGAACUGUCAGAUGAUCCAAGGUCAAGGGAGCAGGACGAGGCUCCCCCAGUACUACUGCCCUGUGUGCCCCAACUGAAAAGCAGCAGCUACAGCGCUGUCCAGCAGCAGGGCUACUCUGCAUCCAUCUUCCUGCGACGCAAAGAAAAGCUGGAACAGACGCAGCAGAAGUGCAUUGCCAUCGUUGCCCUUGUUUGCUGCCUUGCUGUGCUGGCAGCGCUGAUCUUCUCAUCAGUGGACAUUUGGGGUGACGAUGAAGAUGGAAUUACAGAGGAAAACUGCAGCAAAAACUGCCGCAUCAUACUUGUGGAGAACAUUCCAGACGACCUGUCCUUCCCCAUGGAUGGCAGACCCCACCUACCUCUCUCUGCUGGUUUUCACACACUGUUGGACCAGGCAAAGCACUCAGUUGAGGUGGUGUCAUCUGUCUGGGACUUAAACUCCUGGGACCUAGAGACAAUCCCAAACAGUACCAAACAGGGUCAGCUUUUGUUCCAGAGACUGCUCAGGCUAAAAUCUCGUGGGGUUAAGCUGAAGAUUGCCAACAGUCUGACAAACUCAGCUGAACUGAAGACCUUGGCAGCACACAAUGCAGAGGUUCGUUUUGUUAACAUGACAGCUUUUACCAGAGGAGGACUGCAUUCCUCAUUCUGGAUAGUAGAUCGGAAGCACAUUUACAUCGGGAGCGCUGAUAUGGACUGGAGGUCACUCUCCAAGAGGAAAGAACUGGGGGUGGUGAUGUAUAACUGCAGCUGUCUGGCUCUGGACCUCCACCGAGUCUUUUCAUUUUACUGGCAGCUCUACAAAAGGGACUACAUCCCCUCCAUCUGGUCAAAGAGAGUAAAUGCUCUGUACGGGAUGAACGAUGCCCUGGAGCUACAACUUAACUCUGCGCCUGCCACUGCUUACGUGUCUACCUCUCCCGAACUCUUCUGCGCCAAAGAUCGCACCAGAGAUGUAGAUGCCAUCUACGAAGUCAUACAGAGUGCAAAGACGUUUAUCUUCAUAUCAGUGACAGACUACCUCCCUCUGGUGAAAAGGACUUUCAGAGGAACCUCAGUCACAAGGUAUUGGUCAUCUAUUGAUGAGGUGAUCAGAGAAGCUGUGGUAGUAAGAGGAGUCAAAGUUCGUCUGCUCAUUAGCUUCUGGAAGAGAACUCAUCCCCUCACCUUUAAUUUUGUGACCUCGCUCAAGUCACUCUGCAUUCAGCUUUACAAUUGUUCCCUGGAAGUGAGGUUUUUUAUUCACAAGGAGCAAAAGGAUGACAUUCAGCUUGGACUCAACCACAACAAGUACAUGGUGACUGACAAUGCUGUCUACAUUGGGAACCAUGACUGGGUUGGCAGUGAUUUUGUCUUUAAUGCAGGAGUUGGAUUAGUGGUCAAAAUGACAGAUAGCACUGAAGACAGAGAAAUGACAAUCCUGGAGCAAGUCAAAGCUGUUUUUGAAAGGGACUGGAGGUCAAGCUACGCCAAGAGCCUGCAUGGAAGCAAAGAUCAACAGGGAAAAUAUGGAAACCUGCAAGAGGGAAGCAAAUAUAUGGAAGCUGAGGAUAAACAUGAAUGGAACGACACUGUAUAUUUAUAAGAAUAAAAUGUCUUUCCCCAGUAUGUCUUAAAGCCUUAUAAGCCUGAAUAUGCUAGAAUUUACAAAUAUGUACACAAAUAAGAAUGUAGACCUACUCUAUAUGACUUGCCAAAGUAUUGCUUUGACUCGGUUGCAAUGUACCAUAAUAAUGUCUGUUUAACUGCUGACUGUUAUAUAAGCAUGUAGUACUGCAUGCAUACCAAAAGCAAUAUUCCAGUACAAACUAUAUACUAUGACAAGCAAUAUGACAAAAACAAUAUUCUCUGUAUGUAAAAUUUGUAUGCACCUAAUCCCAUCAAACCCCCCAAAACAGUUUGCAUUGAUGGACAUUUUUUGUUGAUAGUUCUACACUGUAUUAUUAAGCUUUUUUAUGCUACAGUUUAUUGGCUGCAACUGUAAACAGGUAAAUUCCAAGAAUGAAACGUAACGGCUUAAGCAGGAGUUUUAUUCUAUCAUGUCACGAAAAUUUUCUGUCUUUAUAAGACAGCUUUUUCCUUGUUGGCAUUGUGUUUAUUUCAGUUUGUUGGUAAAUACAGAGCAGCCAAAAUGUUUAGUUGUACAAAUUUGUAUUGCUGACAAA